Octopus sinensis (East Asian common octopus) is the source of this 780-nucleotide messenger RNA. RefSeq names its product zinc finger protein 239-like. Gene Ontology annotation, molecular function: DNA-binding transcription factor activity, RNA polymerase II-specific; RNA polymerase II cis-regulatory region sequence-specific DNA binding. NCBI's taxonomy places the organism in Eukaryota, Metazoa, Mollusca, Cephalopoda, Octopoda, Octopodidae. The record is from RefSeq and is a predicted model, not a curated record. Gene Ontology annotation, biological process: regulation of transcription by RNA polymerase II. The transcript has 4 exons. Bases 1 to 780 code for a protein of 259 amino acids.
AUGAAUAAGAACCAUUUCGUGCAAGAUUGGCGACGAUUUAGGUCCGGCAUUGAAGCAGUCUUCGACUUUCAGGGAGAAUUCAUAGAAUACUCUUAUAGAAAAGCUUACCGAGAGCGUGUACACAAUUUUCUCUUAAAAAUACCAAGUGACAUCGAUGGCAAAGAAUUAAAGAAAAAAACACUGUACUAUUGUGAUAUCUGUGGCAGAUCAUUCUCUCAAAAAGGUACUCUCACUACCCACAAACGUAUUCAUACUGGAGAGAAACCAUAUUACUGUGAUAUCUGUGGCGCAUCAUUCUCUCUAAACCAUCAUUUAACAACUCAUAAACGUAUUCAUACAGGAGAGAAACAAUUUCACUGCGAUAUCUGUGGUAAAUCAUUCUCUGGAAGCAGUGACUUAAGUAAGCACAGGCGUAUUCACACAGGAGAGAAGCCAUAUCACUGUGAUAUUUGUGAUAAGUCAUUCUCUGUAAGUAAUGACUUAAUUAUACACAAACGUAUUCAUACAGGUGAAAGACCAUAUCACUGUGAUACUUGUGAUAAGUCAUUCUAUGGAAGUAGUACCUUAACUAAACAUAAACGCAUUCAUACAGGAGAGAAGCCGUAUCACUGUGAUAUUUGUGGUAAAUCAUUCUCUCAAGCAAGUGAGUUAACGAAACACAAACGCAUUCAUACAGGAGAGAAACCAAAUCAUUGUGUUACCUGUGGUAAAUCAUUUUCACAUGGAAAUACCUUGACUAUACAUAAACGUAUUCAUACAGGAGAGACACCAUAUCACUAG